AUGGAGGGGACCAGAGUGACGCACCAGGGGGUGCGGGCGCACUCGGUCGAGGGCUCCGCUGGACGGAUCACCCAGGCCGGGCUGGCGGCGAGAAGCACUGCGGGUACGGCCGCUAAGGGCAUGGCUAUUAAGGGCCACGAAGACCUGUGGGUGGUAGAUCUAGUGGAAGACUUUCGGGAUGGCACAGUUUUGUGCUCACUAGUGGAAGCGCUCCAGGGUCGCAGGCUUAAAGGGUGGAGCCCUAACCCCAGUAAUCAGCACCACAAGUUAGAAAAUGUCACCACCGCGUUGCAGGCCAUUGAAGAUGAUGGAGUUAAGCUGGUCAAUAUUGGCAAUGUUGACAUCGUCAAUGGUAAUUUAAAAUUGAUCCUGGGACUGAUUUGGUCGCUCAUCGUCCGCUACCAGAUCGGCCGAAGCAAGUUCCCUCCGAGAAUGCAAGGUGUCCAACUUGACCAGCGAUUGGAACAGUGGAGUUUUGCUGUCCGCUCUUCUGGACCAUUGCAAACCUGGCAUAUUCCCACAUUGGCGCGAGCUGAGUAUUUCGAUGUGCCCAUGGUGUUGGAGCCGGAGUACCUCGCAUCACCCUGGCUGGAUGAACUGUCUGGCAUGACUUACCUGUCGUACUUCAUGAAACCUGGUUCGCCUGGGUACAGAGCUACGUUGGACUGGGUCAACUCGCGUCUGGAACGAGGAAUUACGAAUUUCACGACGGAUUGGAACGACGGCCGCGUUGCGAACGAACUUGUAAGGUCUAUGGGUGGUCCUGCUCCGCCCACCAGUAGACUGCGACGUGACCCUGCGCGCUGGGAAGAAAACAACCAACAAGCUAUUGAUGCUGCCAAGAAAAUCGGAGUUCAACCAGUGCUAUCAGCCAAAGAUAUGAGUCAGAACGAUGUGGAGCACUUGGGAGUGAUGGCUUGGGCGUCGCAAUUCCGCAACGUUCCUCCGAGGCCUCCGGUGCACGACAUGUUACGAGUGGCAUUGGACUCAACAUCUGGAAGGGUCGGAGAAGAGACUUACAUCAAAGUUGAGUCUCUGUCUAACAAGCUCUCCAUCUCAGAUGUGAAGGUUUCCGUAGUGAACCCUCUAGAACAGGAGUCUAGAUUGAAAUUAGAUGCUCGAGGUGCCGGAGAAUUCAUUCCUGAACAUGCUGGUAUGCACGAAAUAGUCCUCACAGUGGAUGAUAUCAGAGUUGAUGGGCGAUACUUCUUCAGGGUGUUGCCUAGGUUGGGAGGUCCAUUCACGUGCGAAGUUUUCGAUCCAUCCGGCGUUAGACUCAGUCCCGGAGCGUUGGAUGGUGCUGAACCCCUGAAGCCGCACUCUUUCGAGCUGGACACCUCUGGCUGCGGAGUCAAGGGUGAUCUGCAGCUGGACAUCGUUCAUGACAAGCGAAGCGUCAUGUGCGCUUUGGAGAAACUCUCCGCAACUAAAUAUCGCGCUACUUUCAUGCCUAAGGCACCUGGCAAACAUAGGUUAUAUAUCUACUUUAAUGGCUACGACGUCCACGGCUCCCCACAUAUGUUCCGAGUGGGUGCACGUUCGAAAAAGUCCCGAGAGAGCUCUAGCCCAUCAUAUGCUAGAAUAUCCAGUCCAGUGACGCGUUUGAGAUCAGAGAGCCCGCUAAAUAACUUCAAUAUUUACGAAUCCAACGCGUCGAAGCACACCAACACGAGCACUGCGGAGCGUCGAGAUUCCAGCGAUUAUUACAAAACCUUCAGUUCGGAUGUGAAAGACAAGACUUAUGACGUCACCGACUCCGCCUAUUCCACGUCGAGAGUGCAUAAAAAAGAGAGUACAUACAGAUACGGUUCGGAAAGUCCUAGGAAUAGGACCGCCAGCCCUAUAACGACGAAGCAUUUUGGUAAUGGCUCCCAUUUGGACGUCGGGGGGUCUAGUCCGUACAGAGCUUCGAGUCCGUACCGAGCUUCGAGCCCAUAUCGAGCUACGAGCCCUGUCGCUCGAACAGCAAGCCCGCUAACAAGGAAAGACAGCCCGUUAAAUAGAACGGCUAGCCCAAUUAACAGAGUAAGCAGCCCAAUUGACCGUCAUAGUCCCGUGACGACCACCAAGAAAGUGGUAGAAAAGCGGUCCAAUUACAAGAUGUACAGCUCUUACAGCGGAUCUCAAGAUAACCUGGACCAGAGCAGUCCCUAUGGAUCCCUAGAGAACGACCGUGCUAAAAGACUUGGCAGUCCAAGCGUAGGCGAUCCAGGCGGGAUGUCGUAUCAGUCUAGAAAAGACUCAUUGGAGCCGAUUGAGAAAACUAGGCAAAUGCUGAGCAGUAAUAGAUUGGAGUCUCCAGACCGGUACCUCAGCACCUUGGAGCGAGAGACAAAACGGAACACGCAGAUGAACAAAUUCAGCGACUUCUCACGGGAAUCCUUCAACAAGCACUUAGAUCGGUUGGCGGACGACCGCGAUUCAGACACAUAUACCAGUCGGCAAGAGUUCAGCAAACGUGAGGUGCACGAGAAAUCUUACGUGGUGCGCGACUCCUCAUACAGCAGCGUGGAGGAGAAGCAGCAACAACAACAUCAGCAGCCUUUUUUAUCCAAUAGGCCCCCCCGCGACCCUACCGGGGGGGCCCGCUCUGAGACGGACGCUGCACACGCCCGUUUCAGACCAAUUCAAUGGGAUAAUAACAGAGGCGCCAGAGGAGUAAUCGUAAAACCAACUAUGAGAGGUGUCGUGGGACAACCUGUUGAGUUCAUAGUGGACUGUAGUACAGCUGGCCCGGGACACUUAGAAAUAGAAGUAUCAGGAGGGAACGGAGCGCUGGUGGCCAGCUCUGUGCGACCGCUCGGCGGGUUCCGAUACGCCGCGUCCUUCACCCCUAGAUUGCUUCGACCGCACGCCGUGCGAGUCACUUUCAACGACAACCAUGUUCCGGAGCUAGAAGUGUCAGGAGGGACUGGAGCGCUGGAAGCCAACUCGAUGCGACCGUCGGCGGGUUCCGAUACGCCGGGUAAGGGCGCGGCAUGA
Chilo suppressalis (striped riceborer) is the source of this 2982-nucleotide messenger RNA. Lineage: Eukaryota; Metazoa; Arthropoda; Insecta; Lepidoptera; Crambidae. The record is from the annotation of a GenBank genome assembly.